This is a messenger RNA of Trichoderma citrinoviride, 1207 nucleotides long. RefSeq lists its product as hypothetical. Lineage: Eukaryota; Fungi; Ascomycota; Sordariomycetes; Hypocreales; Hypocreaceae. The record is from RefSeq and is a predicted model, not a curated record. Gene Ontology annotation, cellular component: Pwp2p-containing subcomplex of 90S preribosome; small-subunit processome. Gene Ontology annotation, molecular function: protein binding; snoRNA binding. Gene Ontology annotation, biological process: maturation of SSU-rRNA from tricistronic rRNA transcript (SSU-rRNA, 5.8S rRNA, LSU-rRNA). The transcript is spliced from 2 exons. The coding region runs from base 1 to 1194 and encodes 397 amino acids.
AUGGCCGGAGUAUCAGACAAGGCGAGAUUCUAUCUCGAGCGCUCGGUCAACCAACUGCGGGAGUGGGAGACCAAGUCGAUAUUCACAAAGGAUGAGAUUCGAGCAAUUGUCCAGAAACGAAACGACUUCGAACACAGAGUGCUUUCCCCAGGCAACACCCCCGCCGAAUGGUCGUCCUAUGCUCGGUGGGAGCAGUCCCUCCAGACACUCUGCUCCAAGCGAUGCCAGAGACUAAAGCUUCGCAAUCUCAACUCCGCCCAUGCCAGCCAGGCUCGGGUGCUCGCCAUCUACAACCGGGGCGUUAACAAACACUCUGGAUCUGCUGCGCUCUGGCGCGAAUACCUUGCGUACCUGGCCAAGGUCAAGGCGGCGAAGCGCUGGCGGAAGACCAUGACGAGGGCCAUCCGAAUGCUGCCCAAGGACCCGGAGCUGUGGACGCUGGCGGCCAAUCGAUUCGCGAACGACGGCGACAUGGCGUCUGCCAGGAAUUGCUUCAUGAGGGGCUGCCGAUUCUGCACCUCGGACUGCGGGCUGUGGCUCGAGUACGCCAGGUGUGAGAUGAAAUGGCUGGAGAAGAUGGAGAAGAAGAAGGCCAAGGGAGAGCCGGUGGUGCCGCCUCGCCCGGCAAAUGACGAUGAUGAGCUCUUGUUGCUGGGCAGUGACGACGAGGACGAGGGCGACGAUUUGUCUCUCCCGGAGCCAUCAGCAAAGCAAACAAAGGUCUUCAACGAAGAGGCGAAGCAGGAGCUUGCGUCAAAUCCCGCCAUGGAUGGCGCUAUUCCGAUGGCCAUAUUCGACAUAUCUCAGAGGCAGUCCUUCUUCAACGCUGAGGUCGCAGAGCAGUUUUACUUCAUGUUCUGUUCGUUCGCCAAGCUCUCUGUCCAGCCAAGGAUAUCCCAGCAUGUCCUGGAUGCCCUGGACGAGCAAUUCCCCAACGAUCCUUCUACUUGCAACUGCCACAUUAGACAACCCCUGUUGGGCGUCUCGCCAUACACGGUCGAAUUCCCUCGACAGCUUGUGGUGGCCUUGCAGCGGUUGGGACCAUACCUGGAGAGCACUACGGAUAGGGCUUCGCUGGAGAAGAAGACCAUGGCAUGGAUAGACGAAUACCUGCAGCUGGAGGACUUGGACUCGGAUCUCAGGGCAGUAUUGGAGCGUACUAGAGCAAGACUGAGUGGGACUGUCGCUGCUUAGAUCAGGAGAUACA